UGUUCUGCGCUCAUGCGGUCCCACUUCCUUUCACCCUGGACUGCUGUGGGCAGCUCUGGGUCUUCCCCGACGAGCCCGAGGUCCCGCCAGUUUCUAAGGAGCGGAGGGCAACGACUCGGAUGGGGGCGGAGGGCGGGGAGAGAAGACUGCGACUUUGGGAUUGGCCGGGUCGGGUGCAUGUGGCCCCCUGCAAGCAGCCCCCGCCCCCGCCCCGCAACCGCCGCCGCAUUCCCUGGGGAGCGCGGAGGAGGAGCCGCUCCCCGACUUCGUGGCCCACGAAGGGGUGGGGGUCAGGGGCGGUCUCCCCCGCCCCGUCCGUCUCUGCCCUGACGGUGCAGCCCGCUUCCAGCGCAGUCAUUGCCAUGGAGACCCCCGAGACUAUAAAGCCAGGUAUCUAGGCGGGCGGCGGCUCCCGCGCCGCUGAGGCCCCCAAGGAAGGAGCAAGCGCCCCGGCGUGGCCCGGCCCCCGCGAGAGGGGAGGAGGCGGAGGAACGGCGCCAGCAGCUUGAGAAGCGGCGCGCCCCUCCAGGGCUGGAGGCAGGCGUGCACCGCGGGCGCCACCGUCGCUGCGGGGGAGCGGGGGCUGCCCUGGGUGCCGGUGAGUGGCUCGGCUCCAAACCACGAGGACUGAGGGGCACCGGACAAGGGGAAAGCGGCGGGAGCUCGGGAGAGGGUAGAGCCUCGGCUCCCGACGUCUCGUGGCGGGCCAGGAGUGGAGCCCGGAGUAGCGAGCAAUCAACACCUCCACGCGGGAGCCCCGGGGAAACAGCGGCGAGACGCCAGGCGUGCGGCCCAGGAGCGGCGGGGCCGCCGGAACCUCCGGGCGACCGGAGAAGGACCCUCGGGACCCUCGGCUGCAGUCGUCCACGCGCGGAGGGAGAGGUACAGGAGCGCGGGCGGAGGCCGGAGCCCCACGGGGCGCGAGAACAGGGGCGCCCCCGUGCGGAGCUGCCAGGCUGCCCGGGCGCGGCGGCCGGGGCCAUGCUCAAGCCCAAGGACCUGUGCCCCCGAGCGGGGACGCGCACCUUCCUGGAGGCCAUGCAAGCGGGCAAAGUGCACUUGGCCCGCUUCGUGUUGGAUGCGCUGGACCGCAGCAUCAUCGACUGCCGCGCGGAGCAGGGCCGCACGCCGCUCAUGGUGGCCGUGGGGCUGCCGGACCCAGCGCUGCGUGCGCGCUUCGUGCGGCUGCUGCUCGAGCAGGGUGCUGCAGUGAACCUGCGAGACGAGCGCGGCCGCACCGCACUCAGCCUGGCGUGCGAGCGAGGCCACCUGGACGCCGUGCAGCUGCUGGUUCAGUUCAGCGGUGACCCUGAGGCGGCCGACUCGGCGGGCAACAGCCCAGUGAUGUGGGCGGCGGCCUGCGGCCACGGGGCGGUGCUCGAGUUCCUGGUACGCUCCUUUCGCCGCCUGGGCCUGCGCCUCGACCGCACCAACCGUGCGGGGCUCACCGCGCUGCAGCUGGCUGCCUCCCGCGGCCACGGGACCUGUGUGCAGGCACUCACGGGGCCCUGGGGCCGCGCCGCCGCCGCCGCUGCGGCCCGGGGCUCCAACUCCGACAGUCCCCCUGGCCGCCCGGCCCCUGCGCCCAGCCCCGAGCGUCGACGACCCAGCCCCCGCCGCCUACCGCGGCCUCUCCUGGCGCGCUUUGCGCGAGCGGCGGGCGGCCACGGCCACGGCCACGGCGGCGAGGCUGGCUCAGCGGGCAAGAAUUCCGGCCGACACCGGGCGCAGGGCAGUGAACGACCUGAGCUGGGUCGGAGCAUGAGCCUGGCACUGGGUGCGGUGACCGAGGAGGAGGCGGCCCGCCUGCGGGCUGGGGCCCUGAUGACCCGACCAAACUCGCCCCAGUCUUCGGGGACUGGGCGGUGGCGCUCACAGGAGGUGCUGGAGGGAGUGCCCCCAACCUUAGUGCAAGCCCCCAUUGGCCUCAGCCCCCACCCGGAGGGCGGCCCCGGCUCUAGCCGCCUGGGUUUGCGCCGUCGCUCUACAGCCCCAGAUAUCCCCAGCCUGGUCGGGGAGGCUCCAGGGCCCGAGAGUGGCCCAGAGGUAGAGGUCAACGCUCUGCCUGUCUCCGUGCCUGGGCCGAACCCAUGGCAGGCGGGCACCGAGGCUGUGGCGCUGCGUGCUCAGCGGUAAGCGGUGCCGAGCCUCAGGCCUGCUUCUCUCACCCUCUCGUCUGUACUCCACUGGUAUUUCUCCACUCUAGGUCCCUCACCUUUUUGGCAGCCGCCCCACUUCCCUGCAGCCCAUUUUGGGCUGUCUCCCUGCCAAGGCGAGACCUUCACCAGCCCUCCACCAGAAAUAAGGGACCUCCAUCUUCUUUUUUAUGCCCCUCGGUAUUCCUUGCCUGGGUCUAGAGGUUUUGAUGACUGGUUCCAUAGCCUACCAGCCAGGAAGGUGGAUACCCCUCCCCAGCCCUCAGCCACCCGCUGCUCCUUUCCGCCCACCCUCCCCUCGCUGGGUUUCCCAACACCCGGCCAGUGGCCAGCGAGGCAAAUAGACGGGUCCAACUUGAAGAAUAAAGACCCAGCCUCCCCACUCUGACUAGUGAUGCUGACAAUAAUGCCACAAACUACCAAAGUUCCCUUUCCCUCAAAGUGUGAGAGGAGGAAAGGACCCAGGGGGCCCUAGAGUCUUUGUGUACUGGAGAGCUGAGGAGGACGGAGUCUGGCUGUUAGGUUUUCCUAGGGCAGAAACCUCGAAACAAUGAAAGCACGUUUGGGGAGUGGGAGAGUCCCUAGUGUUGAACACCAUUUGUCCCUUGAAUCAGCUCCUGGGUAACUCCAGCUCACUGUCUCUGCCCCAGGAUUCAGCACACAACCCCUACCUAGGCCCGCUCCGGGCUCCUGAGCCAGUCUGCUCUUCAGCUUCUAUUCAUUUGAAUUCCAUCAUCAAGGUUCAAUACCUCGCCCCUGGAGGCCCAAGCCCUAUUUCCGCUGGCUCACAGAGGCCUGAAAUGCAAAGGACUGAGCACUUCCCGUCCUCCACGCCUCCAGCUCCCCCGUCCCGCACGUGGGUGCCCCCCGCGGGGUGGAACAGUUGCGAAGGCUGUGCUUAAUUGUAUUUCUUCCAAUCCUCAAGGAACUCGUGUUUUAAGCCUUUGUAUGUGAAGCAGGAAGCAGCGGGUCUGAUUCUGAGGCUUAAGAGCUGACAAUAUCUCUUUAAAUAGAAGCUCCGCGAGGGGGAUAAUUGACUGAAGUGUUUGCAACGUGAAACAGCGGCGCGCGGGAGUCGGGAGCCCACAUGAGCCGCAGGUCCAGGUUUAAAUUACAUCAAACUCUGGCGAGAGCUGCAAGGGGUCUAUUAAACGGCUCCUUCUUCUCGCUGGGCAGUUAAUGGAGCGCAUGAUAGAUGCUGGAGAUCAAGAACCCGGACUCCUGCCUUGGCCCCACCUUGUGGGACGGAGGCCCGGCCCAGGUUUAUUACUGGGCAGAUGAGUGAGUCAGAGGCCCUUUCCCGGGUUGGUCCUUUGUCUCCUGCCCGCUCGCCCCUGCCAUCCUGCCCCGUGCUGGCCUAGCCUGGCGGCGGGGUUGGGGGAACCGUGUCCGGCGGGGCGCGUGCGCUAGGACCCUGAGGGAGUGCUCGCGCGCUAGUCUUUGCGCCCGGCCCGCAGGGAGGCGGCAAGUGGGGCUCUUUUGUGAACCACAAGGGUGGGACUUGACGCUUUUCACCUGCCUGCGGUGGAGGUCUUUCCAAGACGUCGACCUAUCUGUUCGCUUUUGCAGUACGGAAGGUUUCUCGCCAGUAACUCCCAGGGAACCGCCCAGAGCCGGCGCACUGGAGGACGUGAUCUCUGGUGCCCCCUGGUGGCACCGCUGCGCUCUCCCCGCUGCGCCCCGGCUCGGAGCUCAGACACCUGCUUUUCUUGGGAUCGCCGCUGUGUACUUCUCCCUCCGUGUACAUUUACCGUGGAAUCCUCUUCAUCUUGUAGAAUAUCAAAUCCGGAUACUUGAAGUCAGUUCACAGCAGUGAAGUGAGGGACAAUGAACAAAAAACUCGCACUGAGAGUAGCAGGAGCCCAGACCCUUCACUAAGGACCCCAAGUGAAAUCUUCCAAGUUAAGGCUGCGUGUCCUGAGAGGUUCUGCUCUUUUCCGCAAAGGUGGAGCCGCCAACCCUUCCCUUAUGAUUCUGAACCUUGGGACCUGCUGAUUAGGCAGUUGUUUUCUUCUGAUAUUGCUUUCAUUUCUGAGGUAUUCUGCCCACUCCCUCCUCCCCUCUUGUCCCAAAACAAAUGUCUCUCCUCAGUCCCCCCGUCUGGGUGGUGGGUGCACAAUACCAAGUGCCUGAAAAGCGUGAGGGAGUGGGUCUGGGGUGGGUGGGGACACUGGACACCCCAAGUGCAAACUGCUGCUUUCUGACCCUUGCUUGCUCAUGUACUCGCUAUUCAACUGUGUUUAAUUGUAAUGACGUUGUUAGUGGUGUAGGAAUCCAAGUGUUUUGGCUCAACAGCAUGCAGUCUGGGUUGCACAUUGUAUCGGAGGUGCUGCAAUCUUUCCAGUAUCUCUGAUAUGUGGCUUUUUGUUUCAAUGUCGCCCUGGGCCCUCUACACUGGAUAAACCACCAUGAGGGCUCUUCUCUGUGGAGCUGUGGAGAGCUUGGUGGUAGAAAGCGAUGUUUCUAAAGACUGCAGCAGCUCGUUCCUGUGUGAACCGAAUCAUGUGUCUAACUGCCCUGCUGUCCGUACACUCCUUCCAGGCCCGGCUCCAUGCAGACCUUCCACUCUUCACAUUUCGCUCCCCUGAACUCGCUCCUUUGUCAGCCCCAGUUGAGGCUGGGUCCUCUCUAGCAAUCUCUACCUUCAGAAGAGACUUUUCUAAAUCUUUUGCUUUUCCAAUUCUUGUUGCUUUUGUCAUUGUGAAGAGUCACCCGGGACGCUGGCGCUCGGUACCCUGAGGUCAGAACCGGUCUGUGUGUGAGCUGUGGGACAAACGCACACCCUUUCAGAGUGAUAUUGUGUGGUGGAAGGACUGUUAGAACUCAAAGAAUAGUUAAUAAAUCCAGUAUUAUUCCAUUGCGAGAA
Molecule: messenger RNA, 5022 nt
Organism: Callithrix jacchus (white-tufted-ear marmoset)
Lineage: Eukaryota; Metazoa; Chordata; Mammalia; Primates; Cebidae
Source: RefSeq, a predicted model, not a curated record